AGGGCUAGCCAAUUGGGAGCCUUUUGGGGAGGGUGGGGCCUGUGGUGCAGUCCCGGGAGCCGUGGAGGAGCAGCUAGCUGGAACGCCGCCGACUCACCGUUCUGCAGACUGCGGUCCCAAAGCUGUGCGCCUCGCACGGCCACUCGAGUUCGUGUGUGUGUGGUCCAGGAAGGGCUGCCUGUAGGGAACGUCGCGGCGACUCUGGGAAAAGGCAGGAUCGAUCGCAGCCAUGACUGAGGCGGCCGCUGCUCCGGACUGGCAUGUGGGGACUGACCUCCAGCAGCAGGCCCAGAUCCAGUCUGCAGAGAUCUCCCUUUUAGCCAUCCUGGCCGCUGUUCAGGCAGUGGAGAAGAAAACAGAGUCCCAGGCUGUCCACCUUCAAAGCCUGGAAGUACGAACAGGGUCAGCAGAGAAGAAGCUGGCUGACUGUGAGAAGACAGCUGUGGAGUUCAGCAGCCAGCUGGAGGGCAAGUGGGCCGUGCUGGGGACCCUGCUGCAGGAGUACGGGUUGCUGCAGCGGCGCCUGGAGAACCUGGAGAACCAGAUGCAGAACAGGAACUCCUGGGUCCUGAGGCUGCCCCCCAGCAGCAAGGACGAAGCCCCCAAGGUUUCUCUGACUUCUGAAGAGCUGGCUGGGUGUUUCCCCGAGCAACAGGAAGGUAGCCCGGAAGACUGGCAGAAGGAACUCUGCAAGCACACAGCAAAGGAAGGCCGUGAGGUGCUGGGCUCUCUGGAAACAGGCCCGCUGGAAUCUGCCCCAAGUGUUCUUCCCUGGAUCAAGCAAGAGGAAGAGGCAUAUGAAAAGAGUCUUCAGGAAACCAGUGCAUACCUCUGCUCAGAAACCUGGAUGUCUAAUAAGAAAAGGACCCUGGAGGGAGAGUCCAUGGCUCCUGCGCCAUCUUGGGCAACUGAAGGGAGACCUGGCAAGGAGGGCUUUGAGCAGGGAACCUGUGGGGAUCUGCUUCCUGUUUCCAGAGAGAGAGAGGUGGCCUCCCAUCCCCGAGGCUGUCAGAAUCAACCUGUGCCAGCUACUGAGGACACUGAAAAUGUGCAGAACUUGAGUGUCAGAGAGCUCAGCACUCAGCACGAGCACCCACAGCAUGGAUCUCAGCCCUUUGCCAGUCUCCAGUGUCCUCAAAGUGCUCCGCAGCACGCCACUCUCCCUAGGAACCGUCGUGCACCUACAGCCCAGCGUGCCUACACCUGCGUCCAGUGUGGCAAGAGCUUUGUCCACCAGUCAACACUUACCACGCACUAUCGCACACACACUGGGGAAAAGCCUUACAAAUGUGCUGAGUGUGAGAAGCGGUUUGGCCGCCUGUCCACACUGCUGGAGCACCAGCGCACCCACACCGGAGAACGACCCUUCCCGUGUGCACAGUGUGGCCGUCGUUUUGGGCGCCUGUCCACUCUAGUGGAACAUCGGCGCACACACACGGGGGAGAAACCAUUUCCGUGUACCCAGUGUGACAAACGUUUCACACGCCUGGCCAACUUGACAGUGCACCAGAGUGUGCACUCCGGUGAGCAUGCUUUCCAGUGCACCCAGUGUGGCUCAUGCUUCACGCACAAGCCCAGUUUCCUGCGGCAUCUGCGCAGCCACUCUCAGGAGAAGCGCUUUACCUGUGGCCCGUGUGGCAAGAGCUUCACCUGCCGCUCCUGGCUGGUGCGCCACCAGGGCAGUCAUGCAUGCUCAGCCCCCUCUGCUUUUGUGGCUUGUGAGAAGAGUUCACCAAGUUAUGUGUCACCUGCAGGCCUCCUUAAAGGUGCAACUAGAGGAAACUUCGCUAGUGACACUUCUGUCUCACCCAGAUCCAAGGACACGAGGGCCAGUCAGGACUACAGAGCAUACAGCAGAGGCCAGCAGCUCAGCGACCAUGGGCAAGAAGGUCUGGUGGGGACUCUGCAUAGUCGCCUGUCUGUAAAGAUGGAGAAUGCAGGGUAG
Acomys russatus (golden spiny mouse) is the source of this 1945-nucleotide messenger RNA. RefSeq names its product zinc finger protein 282-like. Lineage: Eukaryota; Metazoa; Chordata; Mammalia; Rodentia; Muridae. Bases 230 to 1945 code for a protein of 571 amino acids. The transcript has 5 exons. The record is from RefSeq and is a predicted model, not a curated record.